This is a messenger RNA of Anisakis simplex (herring worm), 645 nucleotides long. The record is from the annotation of a GenBank genome assembly. NCBI's taxonomy places the organism in Eukaryota, Metazoa, Nematoda, Chromadorea, Rhabditida, Anisakidae.
AUGUGCGAUAUUGCUGCUGUAUCAGAUGCGAGAAAUCGACCGGGUGUAUUCGAUUGGAAAGGUCGUGAAAAGUUUGAUAGUUGGGCGAGAUUGGGCAAUGCGGUGUCGAGAGAGGAUGCGAUGAGGGGAUAUAUCAACAAGGUGCACGAACUGAACCUGGGAUGGCAACCGUCGAAGAAGUAUACGAGUGGAUUCGGCAUAAGGCCGAGCACUUUGGCAAAUUCAACAUCUGACGAGGAUAUCGAAGGUGCUUCUGGGCUACGUUCAGAUGUAAUCGAAUGGUUUUCGGCGGUUAGUAUGGGCAACUUAUCGAAAGUUUCCGAGAUGUUGAAAGCAAAUAAUGAGUUGUUGGUGGAACGCGAUGAGAAUCAGGUGACAGCAAUGCACCACGCAGCUGACCGAGGCAAUGUUCAGAUGAUCGAAUGCCUUCUGCUGGCCGGAGCCGAUAUUAGUAUUCAAGACUACGACGGCCAAACACCACUUCAUUACGCAGUUUCAUGUUCGCAUCGUGAUGCAGUCGAAGCACUGCUGAGGCACGGUGCCGAUCCGACAAUCGCAGAUUUUGAGGGUAAUUGUGCAGUUGACAUAGCGACUGAUCAAAAAAUUAAGGAUGCGCUUUAUGAAGUCUGCCAGACACAUCGGUGA